Anolis sagrei ordinatus is the source of this 6065-nucleotide messenger RNA. NCBI's taxonomy places the organism in Eukaryota, Metazoa, Chordata, Lepidosauria, Squamata, Anolidae. The record is from RefSeq and is a predicted model, not a curated record.
AUGCACAGUUUCUUGUUGAUUUGGGGUGUAAGGGGGAGUUAAUUCCUCCAUUGCAAGCCUUCCUCCUCUUCUUCCUCCCCCUUUCCCUCCUCCCUUUCUUCUGGGGAAGAGUUCAGCCGGGUCUCCUCUCCUCCCCUCCCUCCUUCCCCGCUCUCUCUCUCUCUUUCCUCUCUCUCUCUCUUCUCCUCCCCUUCGCGCCCCAUGCGUUGUUGGGCGAGGAAGCAGCCGCCGCUGGGCUAAAAAGAGGAGGAGAAGGAGCCACUGGGAGAAAAAGCAGCCCGAGCGGCAGGAGGAGGAAGAAGAAGAAAGAAGAGGAGGAGGAAAGAGAGACGAAAGAAGAAGAAGGACAAGCAGGAGGAGGAGGAGAAUAAGAACAGAGGGAGGAGGAGACCAAGAGGAGGGGGAGGACAAGACACAGAAAGAGAAAGAGAGACGGAGGAGGACAACAACAACAAAAAAAGGAGGAGAGGAAGAAGAGAGAAGGGGAAGGCAGCGCGUGGGGGAGUCCGUGCGUGGACUGGACACACUCCCUUCCUUUGCCUUUCCUUUCAUCCCCUUUCUUUGCCUCCUUCCUUCUCCCCUCUUUCUUUCUUCUCCUCUUUCUUUUUUCUUUCUUUCUUUCCCUCUCUCCCUUCUCUCGCUCCUUCCGGUGGAUGUUUCUCCAGCUUCGCCCAACUCCGAGCUCCGAUCGAAACGAGCCGAAGCCGUGGCCUCUCGCUGCUUUCGCGUCUCCUCCUUCGCCUCCUUCUCUUUCUCCGGAGGGCUCCUCGGCUUCCUCUCUCCGCCCUCCUUCCUCCUUCUCUUUCUCCUUCUUCCCCUUUUUUUCCCAUGGCUUUCCUGAAUGGCUGACGAUUGCAGGCGGCCCUGGAUUUGUCCCCCGGACCUCCUCCUCCUCCUCCGGCUGCAAAAAAGAAGAGAGGGAGGGGGAAAGCCUUGAAGAAGGAGGAGAAGAAGAAGCGGCGGCAGCAGGAGGAGGAGACGAGAGAGGGAAACAACCCCAGCCUCUCUCUCUGUGUCUGUCCUUUCCCUUCGCUUCAACUUUCCUUUCUUUCCGGCUGCUAGACAAUCUCCUCGGCGCUGCCUUCUGCUUCCUUCCCUUCCUUCCCUUCUUCUCCCGUUCCCUUCUUUCUCUUUCCGGCUCCACGCGCCUCCCCUCCCCCUCCUCUUCUCUUUCUCCCCCCUCCUUCUCUUAAGAGGAAGGAAGAACACCCCCGACACACACACACACACACACCUCCCGAAACUUAAGGACAUUCAUUCAUUUCUCCCGAAGAAGAAGGAGGAGAAGAAAGGGGGAGGAAGGCAUCGGCUCCUUUUCGACUCCCUUCACUCGAGAGGACAUUUUCGCCACAAAAUAAACAAAUCCGGAGAGACUCGAGAACAAGAAAGAAGAGAGUGAGAGAGAGAGACAACAAAAGAGAGAGAAAGAGAAACAAAACUAUCCCGAGAACUCUUAACUUCAGGACGUUCCAAGCGCCGAGGAGGGGAAUGCCUGCCUUGAGGACUUUUUGAGAGGAGAGGAGGAGAAGGAAUCGCGGGAGAACUUUCCACGAAGGGAGAGUCAAGAGAAGGAGAAGGAGAAGGAGGCGAGCGCUGGGGGCAGAGGAGGAGGAAGAGGAGGAAGAAGAGAGCGGCGUUGGCGUUGGUCCGGCCUCGGCGUGGACGCUCUCCUAUGCCUGCCGCGGCGCGUGGGUAGCGUGGGUAGCGUGGGCGGGGCCGGAGCCAAGCUGCAAGCGCCGCCGUGCUCGGACUCUUCCUCGGGCGGCGGAGGCGGGCUCCCUUCUUGGGGGGGAGCCACCACGACGACGGGGGGCCGGCCGCUUUGGCCCCGGGGUCCCUUAGAGAUGGCCAUGGUGGUGGGCGCCUGGCGAGACCCCGCCGACGACGUGCCCGCCGGGCCCCCGCCCCCGCCGCCCGCCUCCUCGCAGGGACCCCCCGGGGGCGCGGGGCCACCCUCGGGCGCAGGGCCGCACACCCCGCAAGCCCCCGGACAGGCCGGGCCCCCCGCCCAGACCCCCAGCCAGGGCAACCCCAGCGGAGGAGGAGGAGGAGGGGGUGGCGGCGGCGGCAACGGGGGCCAAGGCGGCGACAAGGCGUCGCAGCAGCAGCAGCAGCACAUCGAGUGCGUGGUCUGCGGGGACAAGUCCAGCGGGAAGCACUACGGGCAGUUCACCUGCGAGGGCUGCAAGAGCUUCUUCAAGCGCUCCGUCCGGAGGAACCUCAGCUACACGUGCCGCGCCAACCGGAACUGCCCCAUCGACCAGCACCACCGCAACCAGUGCCAAUACUGCCGCCUCAAGAAAUGCCUCAAGGUUGGCAUGAGGCGGGAAGUCUCUUCCUUCUUUACUGCAGCCGUGCAGCGGGGCAGGAUGCCGCCCACUCAGCCGACCCACGGGCAGUUCGCCUUGACCAACGGGGACCCGCUGAACUGCCACUCGUACCUCUCGGGAUAUAUCUCGCUGCUCCUGCGGGCCGAGCCCUACCCGACCUCCCGCUUCGGCAGCCAGUGCAUGCAGCCCAACAACAUCAUGGGCAUCGAGAACAUUUGCGAGCUGGCCGCCCGCAUGCUCUUCAGCGCCGUGGAGUGGGCCCGGAAUAUCCCCUUCUUCCCCGACCUGCAGAUCACCGACCAGGUGGCCCUCCUGCGGCUCACCUGGAGCGAGCUCUUCGUCCUCAACGCCGCCCAGUGCUCCAUGCCCCUCCACGUCGCCCCGCUCCUGGCCGCCGCCGGCCUCCACGCCUCGCCCAUGUCCGCCGACCGGGUGGUGGCCUUCAUGGACCACAUACGCAUCUUCCAGGAGCAAGUGGAGAAGCUCAAGGCCUUACACGUGGACUCCGCAGAAUACAGCUGCUUGAAGGCCAUCGUCCUCUUCACCUCAGAUGCGUGUGGUCUCUCCGAUGUGGCCCACGUGGAAAGUUUACAGGAGAAGUCCCAGUGCGCGCUGGAGGAGUACGUCCGGAGCCAGUACCCGAACCAACCCACGCGCUUUGGCAAACUGUUGUUACGCCUCCCGUCUCUGCGCACCGUCUCUUCCUCGGUCAUAGAGCAAUUGUUUUUCGUCCGUUUGGUAGGUAAAACCCCCAUCGAGACCCUGAUCCGGGAUAUGUUACUGUCUGGAAGCAGUUUUAACUGGCCUUACAUGGCCAUCCAAUAAGAAGGAGGAGGCGAGAAUAUCAAUCAAUCAAUAUUAAAUAAUAAGAAUUGAAAAAAAAAAACCGAAUGGCUGAAAAAAGGGAGGAAACGAACCAAACGAACCAAACGAAACCCCCGAAACGGGGGAAAGAUUCGGAACAGAGAUUUUUUUUUUCCUUUUCUUUUUUUCUUUCCUCCUUUCGGGUUUGUUUUCUUGGCAAGUUGACAUAAAGAAAGGCAAGAACCCUAGUCAGAAUCAAUCCGAAGGUGCUUCAGCUCCCCAAGGAGGUUUGGUUUGGAUCCACCUUGGCUAAAAAAAGAAGAGAAUAAGGAUCAGGAUUGGAGUUUGGACUUUUUGCAUUGACUCGAAAACUAAACUAAAUCAGAGACUCUUGAAAUGAACUUUUUACAGAAUGCGUUCAGAGAAGAAAACAAAAAAAAAGAAUUCCUUGUCGUUCAAAAAGUUGCUAUUUCUCGCUCUUUCUCUCUCUUUCUUGUUUUUUUUAAAGGAAAUAGUGUUUUUUUUCCCCCUCUCUCCUUUCAUUUGUUUGUGGGGGUGUUAAACUUUGGAACACAGUCUCUUGCGAAAAGUGCAUUUUAGAGGAGAUCUGGAGAUAAUUAACAGAAUGGAAACAAUCCUCUCUUUCUCUCUCUCUUUCUCUUUCUCUCCUUCCUUCUGGCCCAAACUGUCCUAUGUUGCUUGUUGUACCUAUAGAGUUCUGUUUGGGGUUGGGUUUUCAAUUUUUUUUUUUGUAUUUUCCUUCCAUUCUUUUUGUAUUUUUCCUCUUUCUCUCUCUCUUUCUCUCUCCUGGUUCCAAACCAGUUGAUUCUGUGGUUCAAUAAUAAUUUUUGAUAUAAGGAAUAAUAAUAAUAAUAAUCUGUGUAUCCUUUUGAGAAAAAAAAAUAUGUUCUGAAAGAAUUAAAACUGUCAAGGGAAGGUUUCUGAGAAAGGAAUAAAAUAGAUAUAUAUCAAUUCUCUCUCCCCCCCCCCCUCCAAAAAUAUGGAAGCGCACUUAAAAAAACUGCCCAGAUCACAUUUAGCUCCAAGCAUCAGUUUUAGGAGCCCCUGGGGAUGCAAUGGGUUAAACCCUUGUGCUGGCAGGACUGCUGACCGAAAGGUCUGGUGGUUUGAAUCUGAAUCCAGGGAGCGGGGUGAGCUCCCGUCUGUCAGCUCCAGCUUCUCAUGCCCGGACAGGAGAGAAGCCUCCCACAGGAUGGUCAAAUAUCCAGGCAUCUCCUGGGCAAUGUCCCUGCAGACUGCCAAUUCUCUAGUUCUCUCACACCAGAAGCCCUGGGCAACGUCCUUGCAGACGGGCCAAUUCUCCAGUUCUCUCGCACCAGAAGCCCUGGGCAACGUCCUUGCAGACGGGCCAAUUCUCCAGUUCUCUCACACCAGAAGCCCUGGUUAACGUCCUUGCAGACAGGCAAAUUCUCCAGUUCUUUCACACCAAAAGCCCUGGGCAACGUCCUUGCAGACGGACCAAUUCUCUCACACCAGAAGCCCAAGGCAGCGUCCUUGCAGACGGGAAAAUUCUCCAGUUCUCUCACACCAGAAGUCCUGGGUAACGUCCUUGCAGACGGACCAAUUCUCCCAAUUCUCUCACACCAGAAGCCCAAGGCAGCGUCCUUUCAGAGGGGAAAAUUCUCCAGUUCUCUCAAACCAAAAGCCCUAGGGAACGUCCUUGCAGACGGGCCAAUUCUCCCAAUUCUCUCACACUAAAAGCCUUAGAGAAGUCCUUGUAGACGGGCCAAUUCUCCCAAUUCUCUCACACCAGAAGCCCAGGGCAGCGUCCUUGCAGACGGGAAAAUUGUCCAGUUCUCUCACACCAGAAGCCCAGGGCAGCGUCCUUGCAGACGGGAAAAUUCUCCAGUUCUCUCACACCAGGGGCCCAAGGCAAAGGUCCUUGCAGACGGGCCAAUUCUCCCAAUUCUCUCACACUAAAAGCCUUAGAGAAGUUCUUGUAGACGGGCCAAUUCUCCCAAUUCUCUCACACCAAAAGCCCAGGGCAACGUCCUUGCAGAUGGACCAAUUCUCUCACACCAAAAGCCCUAGGGAACGUCCUUGCAGACGGGCCAGUUCUCCAAUUCUCUCACACCAGAAGCCCAGGGCAACAUCCUUGCAGACGGGCCACUUCUACAAUUCUCCAAAAGCCCCGGGCAACAUCUGUUUUUAAUGCUCCAGACCCCAAAUAAAUAAAAGGAACCACUAUUUUAUUCCUCCCUCCUCCCCCCACCUUCACCCCAAACUCAUCCACCCUUGGUUAGGGUUUUUAUCUCUAUUUUCAAGACAAAGCUUGGAUUUUUUGGGAAGGGAAAUCAAUGGAUAGUUUCUUAAGAGGGAGAUGGAAUAUUGUGUCUAAGACGCAACUUGGUUUGUUUUUUGAAUUUUUGGUGACAAUGAGAACCCAUUCAAGCCCACUUUGACGCACACCAAACCCAACUGCACCCAGAGAGAAUCAUCACCAAGUGAACUUUUUUGUAAUUCGAAUGAGAUUUCGGGUUAUUUUCCCCCUCUCCGCCUUGUUGUCCCCCCCAAUUGUUACUUACCUACCUACCUACCUACCUGAGCCCCCUCUUGAUCUGUUUGUAUAUUUGCAAGCUCUUUGUAUUAUAAUACUUGUUGAUAUUUUCCCCCUUUUUUUAAAGAAAAAAGAAGAAGAAAAAAACCAUUGAAUUCAGCAUGACAAAAAAAAAUAACACUACUGUUGGCACUUAUAGAUAACGUGGUUGAUUCAGUAUCUUAGAGUUUACAGUUUUUGUGUUUUAAAGAGGAAAAAAAGCUGAAGGUUUUUUUUUUUUUGAAAAGUGCAACAUUUCUGUAUACUGUAAAAGUUAUAAUAACUGAAAACUGUUUGGUCCAGUCUUUGUGUGUUAUAUUCCAAGGAAAAAAAUUGAAAGUAUUCAGAAAUUAAAAUAUUAUUUGAUAUCUGAA